Molecule: messenger RNA, 1663 nt
Organism: Ipomoea nil (Japanese morning glory)
Lineage: Eukaryota; Viridiplantae; Streptophyta; Magnoliopsida; Solanales; Convolvulaceae
Exons: 2
Coding region: 199-1107 (302 amino acids)
Source: RefSeq, a predicted model, not a curated record
UGCCUUCGAUGUUUAGAGCCACCGUCUAAAUGCAACGACGCGUGUAAUUCACGCUCCGCUUGGCCAUAAUAUUUCGCCAUCGUCUUCUUUCCUCUGAUGAUCAACUCUCUCCCCUUUUCACUAUUCCAACUCACCCUCUCUCCUUCUCUCCCGCAAAAGCCCUAAUUUGAUCCCUCGCCGUUAAAAAUUGGGGUUCAGAUGGACAAACAAGACGAGGAAGUGCCGAUGAGGAUCUAUAAAGGCUCGAAUUUCACGGGAGGUUGCUUAGAGAUACGUUUGUUCUACGUACGGAUUGCUCCUUGUACAGUUGACGCCGUACCAAACCACCUAAUUCUCCGACAUCUCCGCCGUGAGAUGGGGGUGUGGUUGGAGAUAAACGGGUCUCGCCUCCCUGCCUCCGAUGCAGCCUCGAUCACGCUCCGCCUCGAUCGCGCCGAUAAGGAUUCAUCGGAGGUAACUUACGUGAGCACCGACAACGUCAGGGUUUCCGGGCCGGUGGAAUUUGAGGUGCAGGAGAUGAAAGAUGUGUUGAUUCUGUGUGGGUCGUUGGAGAGGGUGGAGACGCCGUGGAAUAAUGGGAAUGGGUCGGAGAAUUCCUCCAGAACUGGCUGGAGCAUGGAUUGCUACACCGCGGCUUCCCUUGUAUCCGGUGGAUCGUCCUUUUUUCAUCCUAAGCUUAGUUUUUGCUCACCCUCGAUCGAGGUUUACAUAGCGGGAUGCUGUUCCGGUGUGCCGGUGAUCCUGACGAAGACUAUUCAGGUUAGCCCACGAAAGAAGUUGUUGAGGCAGGGGAUGCUGGAUGCUAUUCCGGAGGAUGAGGAAAUCUGGAAGGAUCAAAGGAGUGUUAAUGGAUUGGUUCUACAACGUAAAACACCGAUAGCAGAGGCAGAUAUGGAUGAUUACGGUUUAGAUGAGAAAGCUGUACAUGGCUCAUAUUAUGACGGAAUGUACCCUGGUGAAGAUGGGCAAUUGUCCUGGUUUAAUGCUGGCUUGAGGGUUGGCGUUGGAAUAGGCCUUGGGAUGUGCGUAGGCGUUGGUAUUGGUGUAGGACUUCUUAUGCGAUCUUAUCAAGCAACCACCAAGAACCUACGAAGGAGGUUUUUCUAGAUCUGCUGGUUUCAAUGCUAAGAGUGGUAAUAUCCCAUCCAGAUUGGAAUUGUAAACCUUUUCUGAUCUUUUUUGAGUAUUAGCAAGCAUCAAAGUGGCUCUGAGGACAUGAAGAUUGGAAAUGUGAUCAUUUUGGACAUGUUUUGGCAGCUGCUCAAGUCUUCAACCUUAUAUUGUAAGUUGGCUAUAGUGAAAGGAUAGUAGGCAGCAAAUAAUAGCAAUGAUGUUAGUAGUGGGGUUGUUUAAAGUGUAUGUAGUUGAGCAUUUGUGUAAAUAUUUGCUUGGUUAGAAGAGUGUUUUUGUUGUUAGUGCCAUUCUCUUGUGAUUGGGUUUGCAUAGCUUACAUUUGUGAUUCAAUUUUCCCCUUAAAAAAGUGAUGAGGUAGGGUAAAGUGUGUGAAGCUAGUUCACAUUGAUGUAUAUUAGUCUUUGAAAGUGUAGUUGAGUUACAAGUGGGAUGUAUAUUUUGUAGUUCCUAGUACUAGUAGUAAUAGUAGUUGUAGGUAGGUGAUUGAUAAUUUUGAAGUGAAAAUAGCAGCAUUUUCAGAACGCAGUUA